AUGGAUGGGAUUCAACCUGCUGUUAAAAGUGCCUUGACAAAGGUAUACAAACAAGGAAGUAGUUCUCGUGUUGUUCGAGCGGCAGAUCUAAUAAAUAUUCAAGGCAUGAAAAAGCCUUUAAAGAAACGAGUGGCGGCAAUCUUGGAGCCAGUAGAAGAGAGCCUGCCUGAAGAAAAUGGACUAGCAUUAGCUGAAGAUGAUUCUUCUGGUACUGAAAAUAAUGAUGAACUUGUGCCUGCUGACUCUACGCCGAAGCUGGACCUGCAAAGUGACAAGAAGAAAGGAAUCCAAGUCCAGCUUGACCUGAAGAGCAAUGGGAAUGGCUCCGGUGGGAAGAAGGAGCAGCAAUGA
Molecule: messenger RNA, 351 nt
Organism: Miscanthus lutarioriparius
Lineage: Eukaryota; Viridiplantae; Streptophyta; Magnoliopsida; Poales; Poaceae
Source: the annotation of a GenBank genome assembly